Messenger RNA from Lutzomyia longipalpis, 1295 nucleotides. RefSeq names its product ARL14 effector protein-like. Gene Ontology annotation, cellular component: intracellular membrane-bounded organelle. The record is from RefSeq and is a predicted model, not a curated record. Lineage: Eukaryota; Metazoa; Arthropoda; Insecta; Diptera; Psychodidae. The coding region runs from base 100 to 684 and encodes 194 amino acids. The transcript has 3 exons.
AUACAUAACCUGACUUUUUGUUCUGUGUUUGUGCUCCUUUUCCUCUCCUUGCAGAACCUCCAGAAUUCUAGGAAUUUCCAGAAAUAAAGAAGAAAAACAAUGGCUGAAACAGAAAAUGAAUCAAUUCUCAUAAUUUCUGACGAUAGUGAUUCAGAGGGACCAAAGAAUGGCACAGCUCCUUCAGCCCCAGCAGCUCCUGAGGGUGACACCUACGAACCAAUGCAGACGAGACUCUCAAAGGCAAUGAGUAUCAAUGAGGUAAGACGCAAUAAUUUAUCCCGGAAGAGUACUGCAAAGGGCUCUGUGCCAUCUAUGGCGGCGUCUGUGAGGAAUCAGCAAGCAAUGAAGCGUCUCCGGAGAUUGGCUGAAAUCACAGACACCAAAUUCAUGAAGGACUUCAAUCCUGAAACGUCCAAAAGGGAAAAGAAUAAGCUGAAAAAAUUCCCAGAAUAUUCGGGCUAUGGGAAAACUCACGAAACACGCAGUACGGCCUCAGAUCCAGUUCAGGAUCUCUGCGACUGCCUACGUCUCACAUGCUGUGGGUGCUUCUUCCCAUGUCCAAAAUGUUCCAGCACUAAAUGCGGUACGAAAUGCCGCGUAAUGCGGAAGUGGAUGUAUGAGAGUGUUGUCUUUGAUGGAGCUGAUGAGAGUCUAAGAAAUCCACUACUCUACAAAGUCGUUUAAAUCACAUCCUCGGGCUCCAUUUAUUCCAUUUAUUCUUGCAAUCUCUUAAUCAUCACAUUAGAUCUUCCGGAAAAGUCCCACAUGGAAGGUGAUUUAGUUAUCUACAAAAGCUGGAGAACCCUCAUUUAGCCAAUCACUGAUUUCAAUCUCCUUCCCAGACUCCUCUUUUAUCUCAACACUUCCUUCGCUAAUCAUCCUGGACACUCGCUCCAGAAGAUUAGUGAUCUGCCGCUUCACGCGUGGCAGAUCGAAGGGGGUUGUAGUGAGAAAAGAGUAGUUCUCCUCAAAAUCAAUCCCUCUGUGCUUACUCAGUACUCCCACAUGACUGAUGAGGUCCACAGGGGCUGCUACUGUUUCUUCCCAUGACUGAAAAUAAUUUUAAAAAAUUAUCCUUAAAUCCAUCCCUUACGUUAAAACAAGCCGAUCGAAAUGUUUUUACUGCAAUUAUUUCAUUAUUUGACUAAUAAUUUAUUCGUAAUGUGUAGUGGUGUAAAUCAUGAUAAUAAGAAAAAAAAAGUUUGUAAAUAAAAUAAUAAAAUUAAGAAAAAGUUGUCUUUAAAUAUCAAAAGUAAGAAUAUAGAGAAACUUACUCUGCGUUGAUACCACUGCUU